This is a messenger RNA of Pseudogymnoascus destructans, 765 nucleotides long. RefSeq lists its product as uncharacterized. The transcript has a single exon. Bases 262 to 651 code for a protein of 129 amino acids. Lineage: Eukaryota; Fungi; Ascomycota; Leotiomycetes; Thelebolales; Thelebolaceae. The record is from RefSeq and is a predicted model, not a curated record.
CGGCCUCUCCAUCGGGCAUACUGCCUCAAGCACGAGCAUCGCCUCGAACCUCUCAAUUCCUCUUCAACCUCUACUCUUGGCGGUGCAGUCGGUCGCUACGAGCGCUGCAAAAUAACGAAGCGGCAGCUUAAAUACGUCAUCUGCAUCGAGCCCAUCACCGGCGACUAUGUUGCCUGUCUGUCCUGCGGCUGCGCAUCGCACUAGAUCUGUCUCGACGCCUACCUCUUCUCAUAGGACGACGAGGAGGUAACAAAAGACGACAUGAUAUGCGCUAGGGGAUGCGACUGCAACUGCACGCGCCGGGCCGGAAUGGGCGUCGUAGAGAGCUGGGAGGUGAUGAUGGGCGCGCUAGAGAAGAUGCGUAAGAAGGAGGCGAGGCGGGCGAAGGUACCGCUGUGGCGGUUAACGGAGGAGUGGAAUGAGGGGAGCGAUUGGGAGGGUGCGAGGGAGAGUAGGGCGGAGGUACCGCCGGCGAAGACGCCAAGGGGGACGAUGGGCCAGGCGAUGGGGUAUGCACAGCAGUUGAAUUUCUCGACGCUAAGUCGGAGGUUGGGGCAGGUGAGGGCGAGAGAUGGGUGGAUGGGGGUUAGGAGUGGGUUGAGGAAGAAGGGAAGUGUGAGUACUAGUAGUACUACUAUCCCCCCCGAAUGAUUGUAAAGACCCGCUAUUUUGAAGUUUGUGGAAACCCACUUAUAGCGAUCGGUUUAGGUAAAAAGGCGUAAAUAAGAUGAGAUCACUGGCAGAGGCCUUUUGACAAAAUAGUGG